AUGUUGAAGCUAUGGUCUAUUAAACAAAAGCAGGCAGAGGCUCAGAAUGCCGAAGCCGUGGGCAAAAAGAAGAAGAGGGUCACAGCCGCACAGCUACGCGUGCAACGAGAUCUCCAAGAACUCACCCUCGGCAACACAAUGAAAAUGGACUUCCCAGACCCUGACGACAUCCUCAACUUCACGCUUAGCAUUGAGCCCGACGAGGGAAUGUACAAAGGCGGCGUCUUCCACUUUACCUUCGUGGUAAACCAGAACUUCCCACAUGAUCCACCCAAGGUCAAGUGUACUCAGAAGAUCUAUCACCCCAAUAUCGAUGUUGAUGGGAAUGUCUGUUUGAACAUUCUCAGGGAAGAUUGGAAGCCGGUCCUUAAUUUGAAUGCUGUUAUUGUGGGCAUGCAGGUAAGACUUUAUGCGUUCUACCAUCUUUUUAUGGUGUUAUAUGAUGGUCCUUUGAUCUCGAAGUAUAACGUGGUGACCAAGAAUUUGGCUGAUGAAGCGGCCGAGGAUUUGCGUACCAACCGUGAAGCUUUCAAGCGCCAUGUUCGUUCCGCAAUGGCUGGCAAUGAGGUUCAACGUAUCACUUAUGACCGAGUCCUUCGGUAA
Penicillium verhagenii is the source of this 603-nucleotide messenger RNA. Its product is annotated as NEDD8-conjugating protein UBC12. The record is from RefSeq and is a predicted model, not a curated record. NCBI's taxonomy places the organism in Eukaryota, Fungi, Ascomycota, Eurotiomycetes, Eurotiales, Aspergillaceae. The transcript has 4 exons. Bases 1 to 603 code for a protein of 200 amino acids.